UACCAAUUUACAUACCUAAAUAUUGAGAAAUCAGUACCUGCCUGAUUGUACCCAAUUUCUAAGUUUACCUAAUGCAAUUGUUGCGUAAAAAUGACAAAUAUUUAUAAUUUAUUUCCUGGUCGAAGAAAAUUGUCAUAAACACAACCUCAAUUUCCGUUACCUACGCAACCCACUUCACAUCUACCUUCAAAUUUAUGGUCAUAUGUAAAAUGACCCGUAAAAUAUUGUUUUUCUUCCUUGUGGGCUCCAUUUUAGGAAGUAUACCACCCCAUUUCAAUGUCAAGUUCCUCCUAGAGUUCAAAAACGUUCCUAAGAAAGACGGCGGAACUGGAAAAGCCUCAGAAUCUGAUCCAUUUGCCAAAAUCCAGAAUGAGUAUGAUCACAAAGCCUACCAGUCCAAGGUCGUGAUGGAUACAAAAACCGGAAUAAUCCCGGGACUCUACGAAUUUGAUUGGACUUACGGACAUCCCAUCGUAUUCAGCGUCGAAAUAUAUGAUUUUGAUCCGGGAAUCCUUUACACUUCGGAUGAGUACAUUGGACGAACUCAUAUCUACCAACCACAACUAUGGUACGAGAACGACACCGGUGUCGAGCAGCAAGUCCUCUACACGCAUGAAAAGGGUGGGAAAAUCACAAAUUUGCAAAGAGAUGGCGAAGACUCCACUUUAUCGCUGCACUAUUUAAUCGAUAACGACGUCGACGCUACCACUCAUCCCAAGUUGAAGGCGUGGAAAGAGAAGAAACCUGAAUUCGAAGUUGUUAGGAUUGAUAAGUGAUUUUAUACAAAAAAUAAAACAUUUUAGAUAUUUU
Messenger RNA from Folsomia candida, 810 nucleotides. RefSeq lists its product as uncharacterized. The record is from RefSeq and is a predicted model, not a curated record. The coding region runs from base 195 to 776 and encodes 193 amino acids. The transcript is spliced from 4 exons. NCBI's taxonomy places the organism in Eukaryota, Metazoa, Arthropoda, Collembola, Entomobryomorpha, Isotomidae.